GGUGUUUAUUGUCAUUAUUAUUAUUAACAUUUCAAAAGAUUUUGUCAUUCAAAAGUCAUGCAAGCAUAAAGACCUAUCUGCAUAAGACCUAACUCUGAAAUGCUGCAGGAAAGAUGGGUGGGUUUCAGUCCAGUAAAAAGCAAACUAUCACAUUCUGCACCCAGUUAAGGCCUGAGGACACACUUCAUGCUGUGCCUGUGGACAGUUUUAUAGGGACUGGUACCUUCAGUGAUCCUGGAGUAACAGGUAAAGCCAGCCCAUACACUUCAGUGAUGAGUCACUGCUUACACAAAAGUUGUUGGAUGACAUAAGCAUAUGAUCCCUCUUGCUGUCAUACACAGAAUAUUGCCCAAGUCCUUGAUUAUGUUGAGAGGACUUCUUUCAGCGUAUGUCACACAGCAGAGUCAUAUUUUGAGAAUGCCAGUGCAGAGUUAGAGAAGAGCCAUAAAAUGCUACCCAUGCUAUUUUUGAGAAUAACUUGAAAUUAUUUAGCAGUUGAAGAAAAAAAAACACAAAACACUUUGCUCUUGAGCAAAGUAAGUCUCUUGGAUCAAUGUUUGGUGUACUUCACAAGAAACAAUGAGACAAGUGUUUCUUUUGAGUCCCCAUCUAAAACUAGCUCUUCCAUUUCCUAUGACGGGCAGUUUUUGCUCGGGACAAUCCUAGGGCUGGCAGGGAAGUUGCCUGUGGCCGAGGUGGAGCGUGUGUGCAGAAGGAUUUGUGCAGAGCUGCGACGUGCAUCCAGGAAACAUUAAAACAGCAGUGUGAGUGCCGUGCGUGCGUGCCGCUGUUGGGAAACACUGGGAGUGUGAAGUCCCUAAUUCGCUCUCUGGCUCGGCUGUGGCUGUCCAAGGCAAGUUUGGGGACGAUGCCCACCCCUGGCUAUCAUGCCCAUCCCAUGCCAGAACAUGCCGCAGGGUUCGUGAGGGAAGGCUGUGUCCCAUGGGCAUCCCGAGGGGAGUGGGCUGCCUCGGGGCCGGAAGGGUACGGGGCUGCCCCGAAGCGGGGAAGCUGCCGCCCAGGGGGCCCAGCAGCGUCCCGCAGCAAUUUGGGAGGGAGCUGCACGGUGGAAAAUAUGACCAGUGCCAGGCGGGUGGGUGAGGUCGGCACGGCGGGGCUGGGAGGAGAAGCGGCGCUGCCGGGAGAGGAGCAGCCCCCGACGCCCCGUUUUGGCAACUCCGGGGGCCACGGCUGGCGGGCAGCCGGCGGGUGGGCGCCGGUCCUGGACUGCAUUUCCCAUACUGCCCGAGUGCCCUAAUGUAUGCAGUGCUCAGCCCGGCUCCGUGUGUGUGAGAGUGUGUGUGCGUGUGUGUGUGCGCGCGUGUGUGCGUGUGUGUGUGCGGCGGGAGCCCCUCGGAGAGUGGAGGCUCAUUCACUGAUGAGAGCCGGCACUGAGAGGCAGCACUGCUCCUUCCCUCGCACCCCCGCCGCCUCCCGCGCUGCUACAUGCGAGCGGCGGGCGGGCAGCGGGGCCAGCUCGCCCGGGACUGCCCCGCUCCCCGCACGCCGCCAGCUCCGCGCAGCGCCCGCCGCCAGCCGCACCUGUUCGAAGGGUGACGAUGCUCCAGUAAUUUUCCCCGCUCCAUUCCUAGGCAUCGCUUUACUUUCCUUCCGGGGAAGAUCGUUCUGCUUGUGAUCCUGCUGAGGAAAGACACUCCGAUGGACUUACACCGGGCAGCAUUCAAGAUGGAGAACUCACCCUAUCUCCCCAACCCACUGGCGUCCCCAGCACUGAUGGUUCUCGCCUCCACUGCUGAAGCCAGCCGUGAUGCUUCCAUUCCCUGCCAGCAGCCGAGGCCUUUUGGGGUCCCUGUGUCAGCAGAUAAGGACGUGCACAUUCCCUUUACCAAUGGCUCCUAUACUUUUGCCUCCAUGUAUCACCGCCAAGGCGGGGUGCCGGGAGCAUUUGCAAACCGUGACUUUCCUCCAUCCUUACUUCACCUUCACCCCCAGUUUGCACCCCCCAACCUGGACUGCACUCCGAUCAGUAUGUUGAACCACAGCGGUGUUGGGGCUUUCCGCCCCUUUGCGUCCACUGAAGACCGGGAGAGCUACCAGUCAGCCUUUACACCGGCCAAGCGCCUCAAGAACUGCCAUGACACUGACUCACCCCAUCUGCGCUUCUCGGACACUGAUGGGAAGGAGUACGAGUUUGGCACACAGCUCCCCUCCAGCUCCCCUGGCUCCCUCAAAGUUGAUGAAACAGGGAAGAAGAUCUUUGCUGUUUCUGGCCUCAUUUCUGACCGUGAGACCUCAUCCAGUCCCGAAGACCGAAGCGACAGAUAUAGAAGCGACAACCAAAGAGGGCCCCAGGCGUCUGCAACUGCCACUCAUCGUAUGAUUUUAACUCUCCCCCUCUGCAAAAAGAAAGCAACUUUGUUUGACAGCCAGGCUCCGAUCUGCCCCAUCUGCCAGGUCCUUCUUCGCCCUGGGGAGUUGCAGGAGCACAUGGAGCAGGAGCUGGAGAAGCUCACGCAGCUGAACAUCAGCAAGAGCUCCAUCCUGAAGGAUGCCAUGGCAGCAGGCACCCCCAAGUCAAUUUUGUUGUCGGCCUCAAUCAAGCGGGAAGGAGAUUCUCCGACAGCAUCACCCCACUCCUCAGAUGACAUCCAUCACUCAGACAGAUACCAGACCUUCCUGCGGGUGCGAGCGAACCGGCAGACCCGGCUGAACGCUCGGAUUGGAAAAAUGAAACGGAGGAAGCAAGACGAAGGGCAGGUAUGUCCCCUCUGCAGCCGACCUCUGUCAGGAUCCGAGGAGGAGAUGAGUAGGCAUGUGGAACAAUGCCUUGCAAAGAGAGAAGGCUCCUGCAUGACUGAGGAUGACUCUGUGGACAUCGAGAACGAGAACGGCAACCGCUUUGAAGAGUACGAGUGGUGCGGGCAGAAGAGGAUACGGGCUACUACUCUCCUGGAGGGAGGAUUUCGAGGUUCUGGGUUUAUCAUGUGCAGCGGGAAGGAGAAUCCAGACAGCGACGCUGACCUGGAUGUGGAUGGAGACGACACACUCGAAUAUGGGAAACCACAGUACACAGAGGCAGACAUUAUCCCUUGCACUGGAGAAGAGCCAGGUGAAGCCAAAGAAAGGGAGGCGCUCCGAGGUGCUGUUUUAAAUGGUGGCACACCAAGUACUCGAAUAACGCCAGAGUUUUCUAAAUGGGCAAGUGACGAAAUGCCCUCAACGAGUAAUGGUGAAUGCAGUAAACAGGAGACCAUGCAGAAGACCUGUAAAAACAGUGACAUUGAAAAAAUUACAGAAGACUCUGCAGUGACAACAUUUGAAGCGUUAAAGGCUCGUGUCCGUGAGUUAGAAAGGCAGCUUUCCCGUGGGGACCGCUAUAAAUGUCUCAUUUGCAUGGACUCCUACACAAUGCCCCUGACUUCUAUUCAGUGCUGGCAUGUGCACUGUGAAGAAUGCUGGCUGCGGACUCUGGGUGCCAAGAAGCUCUGUCCUCAGUGUAACACCAUCACGUCUCCUGGAGACCUUCGGCGCAUCUACUUAUGAAGGACCCAGCAGGAGGGCGGGACCCAGCUACUCGGCUCAGCUCGUCACACCCAGGGGGAGAAGAACGACCACAACAACAAAGAAAUACAUAUUUUAAAAUUUAAAGAAAAAACAAACCAGAGACUCCAGUCAUGGACUCGAGGAUAAGGAGCAGUGGGGAGCCUUGGCUGCCAGGUCCCGCAGUUUGAGACCUCCUUCAGCAUCUGCAGCGGGCAAAACCCAGUCCUUUGUUGUGAAGCCCCCUUUUUUAAAACCAGUGUUCCCCAUCACCCAUUCCCUGGAGCUGGCUUUGCAUUGUGGAUGGCUUGUGAGCCCUCCUUUGGACUGUGUUGUUGACCACUCUGCCCCCAGGAGACUGGGGAAGGGACCCUUGACAGAAAGAUGUUAAAUAACAUGUAACUUGUGUUCCUUGAUCAGUUUUUGUUUUGUUUUUAUUUGUUUUGGUUUGAUUUUUUUUUUGUUUUGUUUUGUUCUGUUUUGGUUUUUUGUGGUGUUCUAGUGAUGACUAAAAGGUUUAAAGAAAAAAAAAAAAACACACCCAGGCAGAAAUGAAGCACAUGUAAUAUAGAUUAUAUAUGUUUACAAUGUUGUGUAUAAAUGGGAUAGACUCAAACAUUACAUACUAAUAAGUUUCCCUUUCUUUUCUUUGGGUUGUAUUUUUUUUAAAGAAAAAAAAAUGAGCAGAGAACAUUAAACCCAUAUUUUUCUUGGUUCAGCAAAGUUUUGGCAUUAAAGUCAUUAGUUUAAAAAAAGUAUAUAUAUACAUAUAUAUAAUAUAAAUGGUUUAAUGUUCUGUGGUGUAUAUUUCCUCAUUCAGAUAUGAAGUUAACAGCUUUUAGUAAUGGCUGUAGCAUUGCCCAUAACUUACAGAACUUAUGGGGAGUAGAGGAGGUGGAUUUUUGUCAUUAGUUGUAGCUAAUGGGGCUAUUUAUAAUAGAAUCGUUAUCCCCGGAAAGACACAGCUUUUAACUCCUCACCGGGGGGCCAGGCAGGACAGGGGUAAUCUGGCUCAGCCCCCUUCAUCUUUGCCAGCUGGGGAAGGGGCAAAUGGUAAGGAGCUGGAGGGAGGGAGUCUGUCAGAGCUGCCCUCUCCCCUGGCUCAAGGGUCCGGCUGAUAGCUGUGCUCCUCCAGGUCACAGCCCCUUCCCCUGCCCUGACUGGCUUUGCUUUCCUCCUCUGGGCAGCCUUUCCUGGCUGAGGAUGCCUGGGCUGCUUAGGAUGGUGCUGAGGCAGGACAGUGGGUGGGGCUGGUAGAGGAUGGGAUGGUGCUGCUGGUGGCUUUGCCCAGAGAGACUCAGCAGAGCCAGCCCUGCCCUGCUCUUGCUUCCCCCAGCUCCCACUCUCCUGCAGCCAGCAUUUUUCCUAAGAGAUUUUGGCACUAGGGCAGAGAGCCAAGCCAGCCCUGUCUCAUCCCCACUGCCACACUCAGCUGGAUCCAGAGGUCUCCCACAGCCCCAGCUUCUUCCACGCAGUCCUUCAUGCUUGUCCCUGUCUCCUGUAUUCUCAGCCUUAACCAAAGCUGCCAUGUGGCCUGUUUUUCUGUUGUUCUUUCUUUUAUUGUCAGGAUCCAAGAAACAGAUACUGACCUGUUUCCCAAGGCCUUGGGACUUCUCCCAGCCCCACACUGUGCAUCCCUGCUGCAGCUCCCUGUGCAGUUGUAGGGUGCCAGCUCCCCAUAGCCAGAAAACAGGGAGAUGGAAAAGCUCAUCUGCCCCUCUCCUUUCCAAGCAGAUCCCACCUGGCAGCACAGCAUAGCUGGGGCAUUUUAAGACAGUCUGGGAACAGCAGUGGAUGAGAGGUUUGGAGCUGGGAUCCCAGUGCUUCUGGGUGUUUCCAGAGAGGGAAGGGCUGGGUAAGCAGGAUGUGUUGGGGGCAUGACACUGCUGCUUCCCUAUCCUGAGCUCUUUGGCAGAGAACAGCUGCAGCUUUGGCAUCUCCUGACUGAUUUCAGAAAGAUCCCACUGCACCCCAAAAAUGCCCAAGUGAAAUUGAAGGAACUGCUUCAUAAACAUCUCAUCAAAAGGUGACAAUUCCUAACUGGGAGUUUCCCUUGUGUCCAAGAUCAUAGCUGUGUGUGGUCUCUGAUGCCAGAGAGCUGCAGCCUCCUCUACUCUGUGCCAGAGAACCAGAGGAAGCUGAGGCACCCAGGAGGGUCCUGCCUUCACAGGGAGACUGCAGGCAGGGGCUGUCACUGUGGGAUAACCCGCAGCCAGCAGCACAAUGCUGAGGAAGGGCAGGCAUGCACAGCUCAGGCAAGAUUUCUAAAGGGAGAAAAACUUGCAGGGCACAUGGCUCAGCUGGGAGUGUGCUGGUGCUGAGGUCUCAGAGAUGGAGAGGGUGCAGCCAGAUGGUUUGAGAGGUGGCCAGGAAGGGCAAGAGGGUAGGACACCCCUACCCAGCACUUCCUUGGAAAUAGCCUGGCACCCUCCCAGGGCUUUUCUGGCAGGUGUUGUGGACCAGCCAUGUGCUUUAUGUGUAAAACCAUAUGUAACUAGUCAUUGGUUCUUUGCUUUGGGGUUUAUUUUUGGUUUAUUCUUUUUGUUUAAUUUGUAAAACCAUGCCCUGUUUUCAAGGGGGAAGCUGCAGGGGGAAGGCUGGGGGGAGAGGCAUCCCAGUUUGUAACAGGCAUCCGCCACUUCCCCUCUUCUGUAAUUAAUUUAAAUGAUUUAAAAAGAAAAAAAAAAAAAAAAAAAAGUGAAAUAUAAGAGUUACCUAUCUUUGCCCAAAGAAUCCCAGUUGCACAAAGCGAUAUUCCGGUGUGUCAAUGAUUGUGUGUCAGUGUAUACUAUACAAAGAGGUACUUGUCACUCCCGUUUGUAAACUACAUUUGACAUUAAUUAAACAAGUAUAAAUCUUC
Molecule: messenger RNA, 6361 nt
Organism: Oenanthe melanoleuca
Lineage: Eukaryota; Metazoa; Chordata; Aves; Passeriformes; Muscicapidae
Gene: RNF220
Product: ring finger protein 220
Exons: 16
Coding region: 1660-3504 (614 amino acids)
Biological process (GO): protein ubiquitination
Molecular function (GO): ubiquitin protein ligase activity; metal ion binding
Source: RefSeq, a predicted model, not a curated record